AUGCCUUCUAUGAGAGCAGUCCGUUUUCACGGUCCUAAGGACAUAAGGCUCGACCACGUUGAGGAGCCCGUCUGCGGCAAGGGCCAGGUAAAGCUCCGAAACGGCUACUGUGGAAUCUGCGGGAGCGACCUGCACGAAUGGACAGCAGGGCCUGUCCUCAUUCCGAAAGAGCCUCACAAUAUCACCAAAUCAACGGCGCCGGUCAUUAUGGGUCAUGAAUUCGGUGGAGUCGUCGAGGAGGUUGGCGAAGGCGUCACACAUCUAUCUCCAGGGCAAAAGGCCGUGGUACGACCAACAAUCUUUGACCGCAAAUGUCCACCCUGCAAACUUGGGUACGAGUACUGUUGCGAGAACAUUGGCUUCAUCGGUCUAUCAGGGUACGGUGGUGGAUUCGCCGAGCACGUCGUCGCACCUGCGGAACACUUCUACCCUAUCCCCGACAACAUCUCGAUGGAAUCCGCAGCGAUGAUCGAACCGCUGGCCGUUGCAUGGCACGCUGUGAAUCUGUCCCCAUUCAAAGAAGGCGAUAGUGUUCUUAUUGUGGGCGGAGGGCCACUUGGUCUGUGUAUCCUACAAGUCUUGAAGAUGCGCGGAGCCAAAUUCACAAUGGUUGCCGAAUUGAUGGAGAGCCGAAAAAAGUCCGCGAAUGACUUUGGCGCAACGCAUAUUUUCGACCCUACGGAGGCCGACAUCCCAGAAAAAGUUCGCGAAUUGACGAACGGAAUUGGCGCAGAUGUCGUCUUUGAUACGGCUGGUGUCGAGAAAGCACUAGACGGUGCUAUUGGAGCCUGCCGUGUACACGGAACCAUCGUCAAUGUCGCCGUUUGGGAGAAGCGACCGUCUAUUCGAGUCAACGAGAUGAUGUACCACGAGGUGAAAUACCUCGGUGCAGCAUUGUACGACGAAAAGUCAUUCACGAGUGUGAUUGAAGCUAUCGCAAAAGGCGAGCUCCAGCCGGAGGGGAUGAUCACGGACAAGAUUGGGCUGGAAGAUGUGAUAGAGAAAGGAUUCAAGUCGUUACUGGGAGGCAGAGACAAGCACUGCAAGAUCCUGGUUGAUCCGCAGGCGUAA
This is a messenger RNA of Aspergillus calidoustus, 1071 nucleotides long. The record is from the annotation of a GenBank genome assembly. NCBI's taxonomy places the organism in Eukaryota, Fungi, Ascomycota, Eurotiomycetes, Eurotiales, Aspergillaceae.